AUGGAGGACGCGGAAAGUGCUGCGCGCAAGCAUCUGAUACUUACCGAGCUGUUUGGCGUGAAUCCACGUGUGAUUGUGGACAAUCUCGUGGUAUCUGCAAAUGAGCACCUGUAUGUGCUUGGCUCGCAGCUAGAAGAGACCGUGCGUGGCAUGCUUGGCGACGCAGAAGACGCCGAGCGGAAAGCGGAGCAGGGUGUGCAUGCAAUUACGACAUUGCUGGAGCAUUCUAUAGAUCAUGCCAUGGACACUUUUGAGUUGUUCUGUUUGCGCUCUAUAUUUGUCAUCACCCCAGAGCAGUCUCGGCUUAUUACCAUGGCGCACCACCGCGGCCUUGAUUUGCGGGCGAGCGAUUUGCCACCCGCCGGUAAUGCGCCGCUUUUAAAGAAUGACGAAGAGGUGCCACAGAUUGUGCCUCCUGCUGAAGACAUGCUGCGGCGCAAGAUUGCAGGCGUACGUAUUCUGCUAUGCCACUUACAAAAACAGGCGCGCGCUACACAGCACCGACUCGCCCAAGCGGAGCGCGCUUCGAAAGUGCGACUGGAACGCGCCGAGCUAAUGCGUUCUGCAUACGCAUUUAUCGUGCAAGGCGCACGGUCCAUUGCAUCGGACGAUGUGCGAAAUGCGGACGUCGAUGCUCUCAUGCAGGCCAUGGUUGCACUCGCGACAAAAGUGCGCAGCGACACGGAUAGCAUGAUGGAAGCACUCGAGAUUUUGCGCGACAAUAAGCCAUUAAGCUGCACAUUGCUCCCUCUGGAUACACAGGAGCCUGCGCGGGACGAGGAGCCGAUGCUGGGCGACCAGCGGCAAUGGGAAAAGGGACGCGAUGAGUAUCUGAACUGGGAAGCGAGCCGCAUCAUUGCCAGUAUGAAACAGUCCACAAAUGCGCCCCAGUAA
Malassezia vespertilionis is the source of this 894-nucleotide messenger RNA. RefSeq lists its product as uncharacterized. Gene Ontology annotation, cellular component: chromosome, centromeric region; nucleus. Gene Ontology annotation, biological process: kinetochore assembly; mitotic cell cycle; protein localization to kinetochore. Bases 1 to 894 code for a protein of 297 amino acids. The transcript is spliced from 2 exons. The record is from RefSeq and is a predicted model, not a curated record. NCBI's taxonomy places the organism in Eukaryota, Fungi, Basidiomycota, Malasseziomycetes, Malasseziales, Malasseziaceae.